UUGCUUGAGUUUUGCUAAUAAGGUUAAAGUCAACAAGGAAGCAGGGUGACUGACACAUGUUUCCAAUGAUUGUGAGCACACGGCCCGUCGUUAGUUUUUCAUUUCGUCCUCUCACGCGGCAGAGGCAACAUGAGGCUGUGGGCCGUCCUGCCGCUGGCUCUGCUGGCUCGAACCUUCGCUGCAGACGAGUCCUGUAUGGGACGCUGUGAGAAUGGCUUUGACUCGCGGAUGAAGUGCCAGUGUGACUCCAUGUGCAAGUACUACAGGAGCUGCUGCUAUGACUUCGAGGUCACCUGUGGUAUGACGACUCGCGGAGACACCUUUGUGUUUGCAGAGGACGAUGACAGUGAGCCCUUCGAAGGUACCACUCCAUCGGCUGCGAGCCCCGAACUCGACCGAUCAUCCACUGUUAUCGAUCCUCGGCCCCGGCCAAUGGAGGAGCCGAUCUCGGACUUUGGUCUGCCACCACGGCGACCUCCAGGAACGACACUGGAAAUGACCAUGCCCCCUCGACUGAUGGAAACCCCGCUUCGGAAAACCCCUGUGACCGAGAAAACGCCCAUUUGGGAGUCGUUCACACCUACGGAGAUGGUCCUUGGUACGACUAAACCAUCUGCGGCCGUCACAACAGCUGCCCCCACGGAAGCCCCAGACCCAGACGCUGUGGUCUGCAGUAGGAGGCCUUUUGACUCCUUCAUGCAACAAAAGAACGGCUCCAUAUUUGCCUUCAGGGGGGAAUACUUUUUUGAACUGGACCGUCAGUCAGUGCUUCCCGGUUACCCAAAGUUGAUAAAGGACGUGUGGGGCAUCCGCGGGCCAAUCGACGCGGCCUUCACCCGCCUCAACUGUCAAGGGAAGACAUAUAUCUUCAAGGGAGACAAGUACUGGAGGUUUGAUAACGGCGUGCUGGAUGACGACUAUCCUCGAGACAUCAGCGUGGGCUUUGACAGAAUUCCUGAUCACGUGGAUGCAGCGUUCGCUCUUCCUGCUCCUGGUUACAAUGGGAAAGAGAAGGUUUAUUUUUUCAAAGGGGGUCAGUAUCAAGUGUACGAGUUUUUGCACCAGCCGUCCCACGAGGAGUGUAUCAGCAUGACGGAGAGGUCUCCGUCCGCGCUGUUCAGGCACUACACCGACCUUUACUACAACAACUAUGAGCGUGUUAUCAGCGAGCUCUUCUCUGGCCCGCCUCAGCAUCACGACAAGCAUCACUUCAUUGACAAGGACUGGAAGGGCCUGAAGGCUCCAGUGGACGCCGUCAUGGCCGGCAGAAUGUACGUCCCUCCCGGGAGGCUCGACUUCGACCGGGCGGACCGACAGGGAGCGGAAGGGCGAGGCCAGCAGUGGAACCAGCAGUACCAGCAGUAUGGACAGCAGUGGGACCAGCAGCAUGGACGGCUGUGGGGUCGAAGGAGGCAAAGGCGCUCGCCCGUCUGGGGGUCCAUGGCUGAGCGGGGGAUGGACAUGGGACAGGGCUUUGCAGAAAUGGGUCUGAGGUUGGCAGAGAGGAGGAUGGAGACAGCGGAGAGGUUCGGACGAGACCGGGACAGGCUGCGGGACCGGGACUGGGACCAGGACAGGCGGAGCGACGGUUACCGUCAGAACAACAGAGGCAACUAUGACUCCAGAGACGACCGGUCGUACUGGGGGUCCAUCCGGGGGGUUCUGCCCAUACAGAGCGUCUACUUCUUUAGAGGAGAAACGUACUACCGAGUGGACCUCAGGACAAAGAGAGUGGACCACGCCAGUCCUCCUUAUCCCAGAUCCAUCGCCAAGUACUGGCUCGGAUGUUCCGACACCACAGCAGGGGCAGAAAAGUAGUUUGAAAUAAUAUUGUAUAUGAUUAUUUGCACUAAGUUGGACAACAACAGAAACAGUGCUUGCUGUUGAAAAUCGGACACACUUGCUCAGUGAAACACAUAAACGACGGCUCAUAGCGAAUAGCAAACAUUCAAAGUCCACACACAGCUGCUCUCCACACAGUAGUUUGCCUCAACGUGACCAAAGUCCAAUGGGUUGAUGAAGCUCCUCUCGUCUCGACAUCAGCUGACCUCUCCUGCUAAAUUAAACACAACUAGCAUGACAAUAAGCUCAACUGAGAAGGCCUGGCAGUCAUUGGAAGUUCAACACUACAUUUUGAUGUAUGCAUUUUUGAUAAAUUAUUAUUAUCAAUCAUAAGCGUAUAAUCAGGGAAAAACUAAAUCCAACAUUUGGCACAUUGUCGUACAGGUUUUGAGAAAUGAAUAUGAAAACAAAUCCCAAUUCUCCUAUUUUGCAAUAGCAACUCAUCGCCAGCGUCACGUGACUGUCACACACAGUGCAGGUCAGAGAGCAGUGAUAGGUGGGACUUUGACUGUAGGUGAAUACAAACAUUCUUACAAUCUUUAAUUCUGAGUAGCAGUCUGCAAAAUAUGACACUGCAAAAAAAAAACAUGUUUUAACGAUGUACUGUUUGAGUCCCUCAUAGUUUGUGUUAGUUGUAUUUGCAUUCAUGAUAAAUAAAUGUCUUCCUCCUA
Molecule: messenger RNA, 2513 nt
Organism: Pungitius pungitius (ninespine stickleback)
Lineage: Eukaryota; Metazoa; Chordata; Actinopteri; Perciformes; Gasterosteidae
Gene: vtna
Product: vitronectin a
Exons: 8
Coding region: 130-1818 (562 amino acids)
Biological process (GO): cell adhesion mediated by integrin; cell-matrix adhesion; immune response
Molecular function (GO): extracellular matrix binding; scavenger receptor activity; polysaccharide binding
Source: RefSeq, a predicted model, not a curated record